Molecule: messenger RNA, 2735 nt
Organism: Bombina bombina (fire-bellied toad)
Lineage: Eukaryota; Metazoa; Chordata; Amphibia; Anura; Bombinatoridae
Gene: TEDC2
Product: tubulin epsilon and delta complex 2
Exons: 11
Coding region: 229-1599 (456 amino acids)
Source: RefSeq, a predicted model, not a curated record
ACCUUGUUUCUCUUUGGACACUCUUUUGGAGUCAUUUUAUACCUCUGCUGGAGGCAGGACUGUGCCUUCCUGACUGAUAGCCUGUUUGGUGAAUGCCUUUCUUGGCUUUUGGGAGUCUUUGCCCAGGAGGAGAGUUUACCGGACAACUCUGAGGUUCCAGUUUGCCUAGCCAGCACCACAUCUUGGUGCUUUUAUACACGUAAAAUAAGCCCGUUUGGUUACUUGAUCAUGCAUUGCAACAUGUUGUCUAUGGCCAGCUCACAAAGACUACUUUAUCUUCUGAACCAGGCCCUAACCAGGUGUAAAGAGGAAGAGAGGCAGCUUGAACAGCAGCUCCAGCAAUGUCACCGCCUUCUGAGAGCCUGGAAAAUGACUGAGAAGGAGAGCUUGAAACAGGAUGACAAACCAAGUGCAGCUCUAGAGACUGAGCCAUCCAUGCUAGAGUUACAAGAGGUGGAGCUGCUAAAUAAAGUUUUAGAGAAGGCCCUAAAAGUGCGUGGAAAUAACAGAUCAGAUCCCCCUUCUAACAAGGUACCGCCCACUAUCUGCUCUACCCAUGCCAAGGCCUCAUCCUGUCCAUCAACAAAAGAAAAGCCUCCUACACCUGCUUCCAGAACUUCUGCUUCAAGCACAAAGCCUGGUGUCUACCUGUUGAAUCCUCCUUAUAGGACCAACCAUGAAAAGAAGAGAAACCAUGGCCCUGGGAAAGCUGCGGUAAAUAAGCUGUUUAAUAAGGCUUCUUCGGGCCAGCUGGCUACAAAAAAAGAUACCUAUGAUAGGGAACGGCAAACAGAAACCAUGGAGGACUCAAGCAAAAAAGAGAGUACAAUAGUUAAGGCUGCAUCUCAUUCUACCUCAGCCAUGGAGGCAGCAGAAGAGAAAGACCAUCAGUAUUUCACUCUGAAGGAUAAAGGAUCAACUCUGAAACUACCAGUGGAAUAUCGACGUGAAUACACAAGAAACAGCAGAUUGUGGGAGAAGUUUUAUGAAGCACAGUCCAACCUUCCUUCUACAUGUCCUCCAUUUAUACAGAAACUGCAAACAACUUUUACACCAAGCUGUCCUGGAAUGAGCCUUUCUGAAUUGGAAGACAACAUUGCUCAGCUAGAACAAGCCGUAUCAGUGAUACAACAAAGUGUAGAGGGCUUUAAGAGUAACCAUAGCGCAGUUCGAAGGCACUGGGAAAACUACCGCUCGCUACUGUUCUCUGAGGUUCUUCAAGAGCAGACAUUACAGCAUCUCUCAUCUUUGCACCGACUUCAGGAGGGUGCUGAGCAAUACCUGAAAUGGAGUGAACAACAGUCAAGCAGUUUGACAUCCAUUGAACCAACAAGAUGCCGUACCUCUACUCGCACUGCUCGCCCCAUUCUCCUGUAUAGUAACCCGCUUGAACUCUCCCAGUUAGCUAGCUGCAGACUGCGGGUAUUGGAAUUGCAGCAAAAAAUUUACUUACAUAAGGUGCUGAGAGACGAGCUGCUCGCCGAGGCAGAGUCACAGUGUCACGAAGCCCCAGCCUCUCGGGCGCUUUUCAGAGCAAUAUAUACAGAGCUGUGUGAAGGGGGAGACAGAUUCCCUGUUCUCGUGCAUGAGGAGAACUAACCGCAUACAAUCAGCUCACAGAAGCAAAAAACACCAACAAAAUACAACUGCAAGUGAAUAUUUUGGUAAUGUUUUAUUUAGCCCACAUUUUUGUGUACUGCUGCCUGUGUGAAAAUUAUAAUUAAAGGGACAUGAAACCCAAUUUUUUUUUGAUGAUUUAGAUAGGAAAUACAAUUUUAAACAACUUCCUGUUUACUUCUAUUAUCAAAUUUGCUUAAUUCUCUUGGUAUCAUUUGUUGAAGGAGCAGUAAUGCACUACUGGUUUCUAACUGAACACUUGGGCGAGCCAAUGACAAUAAGUAUAUAUAUGCAGCCACCAAUCAGCAGCUAGAACCUAGGUUCUUUGCUGCUCCCGAGCUUACACAGACAAACCUUUCAGCAAAGGAUAACAAGAGAAGGAAGCACAUUAAAAAAUAGAAGUAAAUUCAAAGUUGUUCAAAAUUGUAUUAUCUAUCUAAAUCAUGAAUGUCUAAAUAUGACUUUACUGUCCCUUUAAGGGAACCCUAAGCUACAGAGCUUUAAAGGGCCAUAACAUAAAUGACAUGCUCUGAUUUGUUUUAGAUGUAAUUUUAAGAUUAUUGACCCCGCAGUACUCUGUGUUUAAUCUCCACACAGUAGAAGUACCGCUUUGAACCCUCAGAGCACUGCUGGUCCUGAGCUGAAACCGACACUCAUCGAUAGUCUUAAAAUGACAUGAUCUUACAAAUUAGAGCAUGUUAUUUCUUGACUAUUAUAGCCCUUUAAUUAAUAGUACAGUGCCUGUUGUGUUGUUAAAAGGGCACUGAUCUGCACGGGGUUAAAGUGUAUGUGGUCGAUUUGCAAGCUUGUGGCAAACACCUAACUAGUGGGUUAAAUAACAAUGUCUGAGUUUUAAAAUGAUUUUCUACUUGAAGUUUUUAUGUCUUAUGUUUGAUUUAAUAUUAUGAAGCUGAAAAUGUGUCCUUUAAAACUACACAAGUAAAAUGUCAACAUUGUAAAUAGCAAUUCUCUACAGCUAACCGUCUCUUGCAUGCAAAGGGUUAACACUAACCCUACCUGGUCACUAUUAAAGGGAGACUAAAACCACAUUUUUUCUUUAAUGAUUCAGAUAGAGUAUGCAAUUUUAAGCAACUUUCUAAUUUACUCCUAUUAUUAAA